GAUUCUACACACCUUCCUCAUGUCUUCAUCAGUAUCACUUCAUUACCAACAAUAUGAACUGGACUGAUGCCCAGAGUUACUGCAGAGCACAUUACACUGAUCUGGCUACAGUAGAUGACAUGGAGGACCUGAACAGGCUGAUGACCAGUGUCAGUAGUUCUAAUUACUGGUUCUGGAUCGGACUGAAGAAGGGAGACUCCAUGAAGUGGCACUGGUCUCUGGCAGACAGACGUUUCUACAGAGAGGGGGAGACUGAGUUCAGAAACUGGGACACUGGAACACCCCAAAAUGGUAACUGUGCUUUAAUGAGUACAUCUGGUCUGUGGAACAACACCUCCUGUGAUGACCAGCAUCACUUCAUCUGUUAUGAUGGAAAACAAGUCACCAACCAAACAUACGUCUUAAUUCAGGAGAACAGGACCUGGAUAGAUGCUCAGAGUUACUGCAGACAGUAUCACACAGACCUGGUCAGUGUGAGGAACCAGACUGAGAACACAGAGAUAGAGAAGAAGAUAUCACUGAGGGGACUUCCUGUGUGGAUCGGUCUGUUUCUAGACUCCUGGAGAUGGUCAGACCAGAGUGACUCCUCAUUCAGAAACUGGUUGUCAGGACGGCCUUCAACAGAUCAGGGAGACACCUGCACUCUGGUGUCUUUUAAUCGUUAUUAUUAUGACUAUGAUUAUUAUGACUAUUAUAAUUAUGCUCCAUGGAUAAAUGAUCCCUGUGGCCUCAACUAUCCUUUCAUCUGCUAUGGUCCAGCUGUGGAGACCACUGAGAAACCUCAACUGAAGAGACAUGUGGUGAGAAUGAAGAUGACCCCAAAGGAUCAACAUCUGAACAUCAGCGAUCCUGCUGUUCAGGACCCCACUCUCAAGGGUAUAAGGAACAAGCUGAAGGAGCAGGGGUUACCUGCAGACACCAAAGUGACAUGGAAAAAGCAGCCUGAUGGGAAGGUCUUCCACAAGGAAGAAGAGGGGUCUCCCAAGAAAGAAGAGGAGGAGAAGAAGAUGAAGAAGACCAUAUUUCCAUUGAAUUUCACACUGAUGGAAACUUCUUUGUACCUCACCCUCCUAAUCUCAGGGUUCUACACACCUUCCUCGUGUCUUAUUUGUCAGUAUCACGUCAUAAACAUAAAAAAGACCUGGACGGAUGCCCAGAGUUACUGCAGAGCACAUUACACUGAUCUGGCUACAGUAGAUGACAUGGAGGACCUGAACAGGCUGAUGACCAGUGUCAGUAGUUCUAAUUACUGGUUCUGGAUCGGACUGAAGAAGGGAGACUCCAUGAAGUGGCACUGGUCUCUGGCAGACAGACGUUUCUACAGAGAGGGGGAGACUGAGUUCAGAAACUGGGACACUGGAACACCCCAAAAUGGCAACUGUGUUUUUAUGAGUACAUCUGGUCUGUGGAACAACACCUCCUGUGAUGACCAGCAUCACUUCAUCUGUUAUGAUGGAAAACAAGACACCAACCUAACAUACGUCUUAAUUCAGGAGAACAAGGCCUGGAUAGAUGCUCAGAGUUACUGCAGACAGUAUCACACAGACCUGGUCAGUGUGAGGAACCAGACUGAGAACACAGAGAUAGAGAAGAAGAUGUCACUGACGGGACUUCCUGUGUGGAUCGGUCUGUUUCUAGACUCCUGGAGAUGGUCAGACCAGAGUGACUCCUCAUUCAGAAACUGGCAUUCAGGACGGCCUUCAACAAAUCAGGGAGACAACUGCACUCUGGUGUCUUCUCAUUCUUAUUUUUAUUAUUCUGAUUACCGGUAUUAUUCUAAAUGGAUA
Oncorhynchus tshawytscha (Chinook salmon) is the source of this 1787-nucleotide messenger RNA. Its product is annotated as macrophage mannose receptor 1-like. The record is from RefSeq and is a predicted model, not a curated record. NCBI's taxonomy places the organism in Eukaryota, Metazoa, Chordata, Actinopteri, Salmoniformes, Salmonidae.